AUGAGUAACCUAGAGUUCGGGCUGCUGAAAACAGCUCUGAAUAACAUUGCCAUUGAAACGAAUCCUGUCGGUUCGAGUCCUUACUUUGGUGUUUAUUUUUUCGGAGCAACAACGCAACUUCAUGUGGUUGCUCCAUUUAAGACAUCUAGUGCCUCGAUGGUAAAGACAUACCUAGACCAAAAACAGUAUACAAUGGCCCAGUCAAACCCAUCGACGUUGGUCUCUGCUCUAACUCUUGUCGAAUCAGAUUGCGCCUUACAUUGUCGACAGAGUGCACCACGAGUUACUGUUGUACUCUCUACUGCUCCAUCUUCUUCAGCCGAAGUUGCCGUUCGUCAGUUAGAAAAUAAUCGCGGCAUGAUCGUGAUAUUUAUUGGGAUAGGAUCCGGUGCAAGCGCGGCUGUUGUGAACCGAUUGGCUUCGCAUCCCACACGGUUCUACGCUCUUCUCGUUGGUUCUAUGUAUGAACUUGUGCUGUCUGCUCAGCAUAUCGGCUCUGUUGCUGCUGAUGUGCCCCGUCUUCUUAGCAUCAACCAACCGUUGUCGAUUUCAAGUACAACCUCUGGUGUCUAUUAUAUAGUACAGCUCAACACCUUUCCAUACGUAACUAUGAAUGACACCAUUGUCAUGUUUGCAUCCAAUUGUCCCAACUGUCAGGUAUUCGGUUCGUUAUCAGAACCGAAUCCAGUUAGUGAGAAUACUGUUCAAAAUUUGAAUGCUCGCCCCUUCUAUGCGGCUGCUGGUUAUCCGAACACAUUAUAUUACUUCCAUAUUCCAAAAAACACUGCUCGAUUCUUUGUAAGCCUCCGCUCCAAUGGCAUGCCUGCUGUCUCUAUCCUAUUUGAUAUUUUCACUCUGCCUGAAAUGUUAUCGACAUAA
Messenger RNA from Rotaria socialis, 879 nucleotides. The record is from the annotation of a GenBank genome assembly. Lineage: Eukaryota; Metazoa; Rotifera; Eurotatoria; Philodinida; Philodinidae.